This is a messenger RNA of Budorcas taxicolor (takin), 678 nucleotides long. RefSeq names its product interferon-induced transmembrane protein 1-like. The record is from RefSeq and is a predicted model, not a curated record. Gene Ontology annotation, cellular component: plasma membrane. Gene Ontology annotation, biological process: response to interferon-alpha; host-mediated suppression of symbiont invasion; type I interferon-mediated signaling pathway. The coding region runs from base 125 to 529 and encodes 134 amino acids. The transcript has 2 exons. Lineage: Eukaryota; Metazoa; Chordata; Mammalia; Artiodactyla; Bovidae.
CAGGCCCGCCCCCCCAGGCCCCGUUGCUCCUGCCUAUAUCCGGACCUCAUCUGCACCGGCUCUGCCUCCGGGAACACACGUCUCGAUCCUGCUCCUUUGCUUCAGCGCCUGGUUCUCACCAGAGAUGAUCAAGGAGGAGCACGAGGUGGCCGUGCUGGGGGCGCCCCAGAGCCAGGUGGCCAUGCUGGGGGCGCCCCAGGGCCAGGCGCCCAUGACGACCACGGUGAUCAACAUCCGCAGCGACACCGCCGUGCCCGACCACAUCGUGUGGUCCCUGUUCAACACCGUCUUCAUGAACUGGUGCUGCCUGGGCUUCGUGGCAUUCGCCUACUCUGUGAAGUCUAGGGACCGGAAGAUGGUCGGCGACAUCACUGGGGCCCAGAGCUACGCCUCCACCGCCAAGUGCCUGAACAUCUGGGCCCUGGUCCUGGGCAUCUUUCUGACCAUUGGAUCGAUCGUUGUUCUCGUGUUCAUCUACGUGGCAGUCUACCGUACGGCUUUGGAGAUAAUGAAAAAUAGAGGCUACUAGCCGCUGUCCGUGGAGGCGGUCCAGGGCCUCCACCGUCCUUGGUGGCUUUGCACCCGAGGCAUGGGCCCGCCCCGCUCCCAACCCAUAGGAAGCAGUUUAUAGACACAGAUUGUCAACCGCUGAAUCAAUAAAGUGCCCUUGUCUGUGAA